ACUUGAACACAGAAUUGCAUUGCACUCUCAAAUGGGUAAUAGAAUCAGUAGCCUCUGUCUCUGUUCUGCCGGCGCCGGAGAAAUCUCCGGCAGGUUUUAUAACAGCUUUGCCUUGUUAUCCAAGAAUCAUGACAAAGCUAUUUGCAACUCCAUCUCCUAUGUGAGACCGAACUCGCCUGGAUUCUCCGGCGAUACAUUCUCGGAAGAGGAUGCCGACACCCUAGUGACUUUCCGGUUGGUCUCCGGAGCCACCGUGAGUGCAAAUUCCUCAUCAACACCUUCCAUUUACCUUGAUGACUCUCUUCAACAUAGCACUGUUUUGGAUUCCUCUGCUUCAUUUGAAAGCUUUGGUUCAUUCACUUCCACAAUGAUGCAUCCUCAAAAUCAAAAUCAGAAUGAUCCUCGUAGUUCUUCUGUGUGUGGCUCCAUUGAAAAAGGGUUAUCUUGGAGCCCUUUUAAUCUUGUGUUGAAUGAUGAUGAUUCCAUUGAAAAAUCUUCAGAACAUGUCAAGAAGAUAAAGAAACCUAACAAGAUCAGCUUGCAGAAUGUUCUAAGUAGAGUUUUUUCAAAAAAAGUAUCUUCUGGAAAAGGAUCAAUUUUUAAGAAUAGAGAUAAUGUUAAUGUUAAUGCAAAUGCAAGAGUGAGUUGUAGUACUAGUUUAAGUGAUGAAUUGAGAUUGCAUAAUGAGAACUAUAUGGAUGAUGAUGGAUGUGAUGAUAUGUCAAUGGUUUGUGAGAAUCUUCAUAUGGCUCAAGGAAAAGGCGGUGAGGAUCGUAUGCAUAUCGUGAUUUGUGAGGAACAUGGAUGGGUUUAUGUGGGAAUUUAUGAUGGAUUUAAUGGUCCUGAUGCAACUGAUUAUCUUCUUAAUAAUAUGUUUUAUGCUGUACAUGAUGAGCUUAAAGGGUUUCUAUGUAAUCGAAAUCGAAAUAGUAGUAAUAAAGUGAAAAGUGAAGAGGGUUUUAGUCACAUAGAUGUGUUAGAAGCUCUUUCAGAGGCAAUGAGGAAAACUGAGGAUGCAUUUUUGAAGAUAAUUAAUGAGAUGAUUAAUCAUAAUCCUGUUUUGGCUAUGAUGGGUUCUUGUGUUUUGGUUAUGUUGAUGAAAGGUGAAGAUGUUUAUUUGAUGAAUGUUGGUGAUAGUCGCGCUGUUUUAGCUACUCGGAUUGGGAAUCAUCCUCAACUCACCAUGGAUCAUAGCACUCAUGUGAAAGAGGAGGUUCGUAGAAUCAGACAGGAGCAUCCAGAUGAUCCUUCUGCGGUAAAAAAAGGCCGAGUGAAAGGUUACUUGAAUAUCACAAGGGCUUUUGGAGCAGGAUUCCUUAAGCAGCCUAAACAAAAUGAUGCAAUGUUAGAGACUUUCAAAAUUAACUACAUAGGAGAAUCUCCUUAUAUCACAUGCUCCCCUUCAUUACACCACCAAAAACUCAGCUCAAGUGACAAAUUUCUUAUACUGUCUUCUGAUGGACUUUACCAAUACUUCACAAAUGAAGAAGCAGUUGCAAAAGUAGAGUCAUUCAUCAUCAUGUUUCCAGAUAAAAAUCCAGCACAACUUCUCAUUGAAGAAGCACUUAGUCAAGCAGCCAAAAAAGCAGGUAUGGAGUUCCAUGAGUUGCUUGAUAUACCACAAGGGGAAAGAAGGCUAUACCAUGAUGACAUUUCCAUUGUCAUAAUAUCCUUGGAGGGAAAAAUAUGGCGUUCAUUGGUGUAAAUGUAAUCAGUGUGAUAUUAACUUACUAAUCAGAGUGACACUAACCUAAAGUUUAAGUUUAGGGAAUUUCCCUUCAUGUGUGUUUAGUUCUACGGUGAUGAAAAUUGACCUAGAAAGUGAAUUUUUGGUUAUAUAUGAGAUCGAAUGGAGUUAUACGAGAGAAGUUCAGUUUUGUUUUGACAGCUUCUUAACUAAUACUGUAUUUUGUUUUCUUUCAAUCAAUGGUAUAUUUUUAUGA
Molecule: messenger RNA, 1943 nt
Organism: Trifolium pratense (red clover)
Lineage: Eukaryota; Viridiplantae; Streptophyta; Magnoliopsida; Fabales; Fabaceae
Product: probable protein phosphatase 2C 4
Exons: 4
Coding region: 32-1705 (557 amino acids)
Biological process (GO): protein dephosphorylation
Molecular function (GO): protein serine/threonine phosphatase activity
Source: RefSeq, a predicted model, not a curated record